AUGGAUAAACUUAGACGAGUUAGAAGUUUUGUUGGUAAUAUAAAUCUGUUCGAUGAUGAAAAAGACAUGGUUCUCAUCGAUCAAUUACUUGUCACACGAAUAUUUCUCUUUCUUCUCACCACAACUCUCACUAUCAUCAUUCUCUUUGCUACUUUUACUCUUCAAACUAAUUCUGUUACAAUCCAUUCACCAUCUCAAAGUGAUUUCGAAAAACUUAAUGAAAACUAUCCAAGUACAUUAUCAUGUCCAUGUUCACAAACCUGGAUUCGUUAUGAUCGAUUUCUCUCAGGGAAACGGACAGUUGCUCGCGCGGACAGUUGCGCGUGGACAGUUGCGCACGGACAUUUAGUCGCUCGGACAUUUGCUCGUUAG
Adineta ricciae is the source of this 372-nucleotide messenger RNA. The record is from the annotation of a GenBank genome assembly. NCBI's taxonomy places the organism in Eukaryota, Metazoa, Rotifera, Eurotatoria, Adinetida, Adinetidae.